Pistacia vera is the source of this 3144-nucleotide messenger RNA. Its product is annotated as pentatricopeptide repeat-containing protein At3g05340-like. The record is from RefSeq and is a predicted model, not a curated record. The transcript is spliced from 8 exons. Gene Ontology annotation, molecular function: protein binding; RNA binding. Lineage: Eukaryota; Viridiplantae; Streptophyta; Magnoliopsida; Sapindales; Anacardiaceae. The coding region runs from base 1 to 2829 and encodes 942 amino acids. Gene Ontology annotation, biological process: RNA modification.
AUGAAAUCCAAAUGGGUCUUUCACCAACUAAACUCCCGCCACCCUUCUUUGUCUUCUCUCUUUUCUCCACUCAAAACCAAAACAACCUCUCAACACCCAUAUUCAAGCUCUGCAAAACACGUCCUCAACCAUGUACAAAUCAGCCACCUCUUAUCUGUUUCUGCAAAAGACGGCCAGUUUUAUAUGGGUCCUUCUCUUCACGCCUUCUUCGUCAAAGGCCCCCAGUAUUUUGACGUCCAGAACCAAUGUAACAUUCAUAAUGUUGCCGUUAUUUGGAACUCUCUUUUGUCUUUGUAUACAAAAUGUGGUCCCAUAAAUGAUGCCGUUAAAUUGUUCGACGAAAUGCCGAUUAGAGAUACAGUGUCGUGGAAUAUAAUGAUAUCUGGGUUUUUGAGAGAUGGGGACUUUGAUACUGGUUUUGGGUACUUUAAGAGAUUGCUUGAAUUAGGUUUUGAUUGGUUAGAUCAAGCUAGUUUUACUACAAUGUUAUCGGCUUGUGAUAUACAGGAGUAUAGUUUUGUCACUAAAAUUAUACAUUGUUUAGUUGUUUUAAGUGGGUAUGAGCAAGAGGUAACAGUUGGUAAUGCGUUGAUUACUUCAUAUUUUAAAUGUGGGAGUUGUGGUUUAGGGAGGCAGGUUUUUGGUGAGAUGAGAGAAAGGAAUGUAAUUACUUGGACAGCUGUUAUUUCUGGGCUAGUGCAAAAUCAGUUGUAUGAUGAUAGUUUGAAGUUGUUUGCAGAAAUGCGUUGUGGAUCGGUUAAUCCAAAUUUCCUAACGUACUUGAGCUCACUGAUGGCAUGUUCGGGUUUACAGGCAUUAAGGGAAGGGCGUCAAAUCCAUGGAAUUCUGUGGAAGUUGGGGAGUCAGUCGGAUGUGCGCAUCGAGAGUGCACUGAUGGACAUGUACUCGAAAUGUGGAAGUGUGGAAGAUGCUUGGCGGGUUUUUGAGUCAGCUGAGGAACUUGAUGAGGUUUCGAUGACUGUAAUUCUUGUGGGGUUUGCACAAAAUAAGUUUGAGGAUGAAGCGAUACAAUUUUUCGUGAAAAUGGUUAAGGCAGGAAUUGAGAUUGAUCCAAAUAUGGUUUCAGCUGUUCUUGGGGUAUUUGGUGUUGAUACUUCUUUGGGUCUCGGUAAGCAAAUUCACUCCGUGAUUGUUAAAAGAGGCUUCACCUCUAAUCCCUUCGUAAGCAAUGGGCUGAUCAACAUGUACUCCAAGUGUGGAGAUUUGAAGGAGUCAAUCAAAGUUUUCAGUCGAAUGUCUGAUAAGAACUCAAUCUCAUGGAAUACCAUGAUUGCAGCUUUUGCUCGUCAUGGAAAUGGUUCUAGAGCACUAGAGUUGUACGAAGAGAUGAGAUUGGAAGGUAUCAAGCCAACGGAUGUCACAUUUCUCUCUUUGCUUCAUGCUUGUAGCCAUGUUGGCCUAGUUGAAAAGGGCAUGGAAUUCUUUAAAUCAAUGACUGAAGUUCACAAAAUCAGUCCCAGGACAGAGCAUUACGCAUGUGUAGUCGACAUGUUGGGUCGGGCAGGACUUCUCAACGAAGCUAAAAGCUUCAUUGAAGGAUUGCCCGUGAAGCCUGAUUUACUGGUUUGGCAAGCCUUACUUGGUGCUUGCAGCAUUCACGGCGAUUCUGAAAUGGGAAAAUAUGCUGCUGAUCAGUUAAUUCUGGCUGCACCCAACAGCCCAGCACCGUACAUUUUACUGGCGAAUAUAUAUUCAUCCAAAGGUAGAUGGAGAGAAAGAGCAAGAACUAUAAGAAGAAUGAAGGAAAUGGGGGUGGAUAAAGAGACUGGUAUUAGUUGGAUUGAGAUAGAAAAUGCAGUCCAUAGCUUUGUUGUUGAUGAUAGAAGUCAUCCAAAUGCUGAGAUCAUUUAUGAAGUUCUAGCAGAGUUGUUUAGACACAUGAUUGAUGAGGGAUAUCAACCAGAUAAGAGGUUUAUACUUCAUUGUUUGGAUCAAAAUGAUAAGGAGUAUUAUGUAGUUAAAACGGAGCAACUCCCUCCACGGCUUCACCACCAGAACCUGAGAAAAAAAAUGGAACAUUUGUGUCUCAACGGUUCGCUUCCUCUAAUUCUUUCGAUUCAAAAAGCAGUUGCAAAACCCAACCGUCACAACUUUCCCUCCCACUCAAGGACUCCACUUCGUUGCCCUUCUAAAACCUUCACCGUAAGAAACAGCAAAGAGACAACCGGAGACAGCGCUCCUCCUUCUCCUCUCUCCAGUUCUUCGGCUUACGCCAUUCUCGGCGUCGAGCCAAGCUGCUCAGCCGCGGAGCUUAAAGCUGCUUUUCGUUCCAAAGUUAAACAAUACCAUCCAGAUUUGAAUAGAGAUGGGAAAGAUUCUGAUUCAAUGAUUAGACUUGUAAUUCAAGCUUAUGAGAUGUUAUCGGAAUACAGCCGAUCGGAAAUCAUUGAAAGGGAAUGUUUAGAUCCUUUUGAUGAUCCAGAAUGUGAAGCAUUUGAUAUAUUCGUCAAUGAGGUUCUCUGUGUUGGCAGAGGAUGCCCAUAUUCAUGUGUCAAAACAGCUCCUCAUGCUUUCACAUAUGUUUCCUCAACUGGAACUGCAAGGGCAACUUCUCAAGGACAUGGUGAAGAUUACCAAGUCCAGCUUGCAGUUGGCCAGUGCCCAAGAAGUUGCAUUCAUUAUGUCACGCCUUCCCAGAGAAUUAUUCUCGAGGAGUUACUUGAGAGUAUCUUGAAUGUGCCUUAUGAUAUAUCAGCUGAGGCAGACUUGCUUUAUUCUCUAAUCACUAAAGCUAAGUUCGAGAACAAUCGGUAUCAAAAGCCAAAAAAGCAACCCAAAACUUCCUCCAAACAUGUUGAUUGGUUCUGACUUCUGGAUACCAUCUAGUUAUGUGCUGUUAAAACUUAUCUUCAGAAACUUGACAUGUACUCAACAUCACGGUCAAAUACUUGAAGAUGGAAGCAAAUUCAAUGAGAUGUUGAUGUCCAUUUUCUGUAUUUCAGUGCCGAUGCUUCUUUGAUGUUAGGUAGAAGUAAGCAAUACCAGAAUUGAGCCAAAGAUCAAAAUGCAUCAGUGUGAUGCUUGGACUAUAUGAUCCCAUAUCUGGUUGCCGGAAGUUAGCUUUGUUCUCAAAUAAAAAGGUCAUAAGAUGAGGGGAGAAAUUAUUCUUGUAAGAGGUUCUAU